UUUGACUGGGGAAGGAGACUAUCAGAGGAGGCUGCGGGGGGAAGGUUGGGACAGGUACAAACACUAAAGAACCAGCCUCCAACUUCACUAAAUCUGUGGAUUUUCUGAUUUUUUAGAAGAUCAUCAAACCACCGCAAAGAUUACAGUUUCCCACGUUUUUUUUUAAGUCCUAAAAUGAAAAUGUCCAGUAACCCUAUUAUUAUGGUUAUGGUGGUGCUUUGCAUCGGGACCGCUGUGAACUGCAUGCCGAAAGGGAAUGGGAGAAGCAGGCGGAAGGCUAAUCAGGGAGAAGACCAAAUACCUUCGGUAUCAUCGGUCUCUCAAGACGGCUGCAUUGAGAAUGGCCAGAUGUAUAACAUUAACGACCAAUGGGAGCGAUCAUAUCUGGGCACGAUGUUGAUCUGCACUUGUCACGGAGUUGCCGGAAUUAAGUGUAAAACGAAACCUGAAGCUGAGGAGACCUGCUAUGAUAAGAUCAACGCCAGGUCUUAUCUGGUUGGUGAGACUUAUGAGCGACCCAAAGAGGGCAUGAUCUGGGACUGUACAUGCAUUGGCUCUGGCCGGGGGAAAAUCAGCUGCACCAUUGCCAACCGCUGCCAUGAGGGGGGUCAGUCCUAUAAGAUUGGGGACACGUGGAGGAGACCCCAUGACACUGAGAGCUACAUGCUGGAGUGUGUCUGUCUGGGCAACGGCAAGGGAGAGUGGACCUGCAAACCUGUUGCGGAGCGUUGCUAUGACAACACGGCAGGGACGUCCUACGUGGUUGGUGAAACCUGGGAGAAGCCAUACCAGGGCUGGAUGAUCGUAGACUGCACCUGUCUAGGAGAGGGGAGUGGAAGGAUCACCUGUACAUCUAGAAACCGGUGUAACGACCAGGACACGUUGACGUCCCAUAGGAUCGGAGACACCUGGAGCAAGACGGACGCCCGAGGUCACACGCUGCAGUGUCUGUGUACGGGGAACGGCCGCGGGGAGUGGAAGUGUGAGAGACACGCGUCCCUCCACACCACCGGCCUGGGUAUCGGGUCCCGUGUGAUCACCAACAUCCAGCCGGCUGUGUACCAGCCCCAGCCCAGCCUGGAGCCUCGUCCCGGCCUAGCCCUGGAGGGGGCCUGCCAGACGGACGCCGGGGUGGCCUACGCCCUGGGGAUGAGAUGGAUCAAGACCCAGGGCAGCAAACAGAUGCUGUGUACCUGCCUGGGAAACGGGGUCAGCUGUGAGGAGUGGGAGGGCCCAGCCCCAGUGUACGGGGGGAACUCCAACGGUCAGCCCUGUGUGUUCCCCUUCACCUACAUGGGGAAGACCUACCACUCCUGUACCUCAGAGGGACGCCCUGACGGGCAGCUGUGGUGCUGCAUCUCCUCCGACUGCGAAACCGAACAGAAAUACUCCUUCUGCACAGAGAAAAAUGUGAUGGUGACAACGAGGGGAGGAAACUCUAACGGUGCUCUGUGUCAGUUCCCCUUCGUCUACAACGGGAGAAACUACACAGACUGUACCGCCGACGGGCGCAGGGACGGCAUGAAGUGGUGCAGCACCGCCACCAACUAUGACGGAGAACAGAGGUUCGGCUUCUGCCCCAUGGCUGCUCACGAGGAGGUGUGUACGACCAGCGAGGGCGUGAUGUACCGCGUGGGAGACCAGUGGGACAAACGCCACGACGUCCUGGGACACAUGAUGCGCUGCACCUGCGUUGGGAACGGCCGCGGAGAGUGGAGCUGUAUCGCAUACUCCCAGCUCAAAGAUCAGUGUAUUGUGGACGGGUUGACCCAUGAGGUGAACCGGACCUUCACCAAGCUCCAUGAAGAGGGCUACAUGAUGAACUGCACCUGCUUCGGACAGGGACGCGGGCGCUGGAAGUGUGACGCCAUUGACCAAUGCCAGGAGCCGGAGACCAGAGUCUUCUAUCAGAUCGGCCAAUCGUGGGACAAGCUUAUCCACGGCGUCAUGUACAAGUGUUAUUGCUAUGGCAACAGUAUUGGAGAGCUCAGCUGCGAGCCCCAACAGUCUUUCCCAGGUGGUAACCGUCCAGUCCAGGUGAUCAUCACAGAGUCUGGUAACCAGCCCAACUCCCACCCCAUCCAGUGGAACGCCCCGCCCUCCACACACAUCACACAGUACAUUCUCAAGUGGAGAGUGAAAAAUACCCGUACCCCGUGGCGGGAGGUGAAUAUCCCGGGCCACCUCAACUCCUACACUAUCGCUGGCCUGAAGCCAGGCAUCACCUACGAGGGUCAGCUGAUCAGUGUGUUGCGCUUCGGGCGCCGGGAGGUCACACGCUUCGACUUCACCACAACAUACGGCUCCUGUUAUGAGUCUGUUACAGAGAUCACCUCAGAGGGAGAGACCAGCCAGCCGCCUCCGGUGGUGGACAUCAGUGAGUCUGUUACAGAGAUCACCUCCAGCAGCUUCGUCAUCUCCUGGAUGUCUGCCUCUGACACCAUGUCUGGCUUCAGGAUCGAGUACGAGCUCAGCGAGGAGGGGCAGGAGAGAGGACAGCCCAUGAUCCUCGACCUUCCCCGCACCGCUACCUCCGUGAACAUCAAUGAUCUGCUUCCUGGGAGGAAGUACACUGUUAAUGUGUACGAGGUUACACCUGCUGGAGAGCCCAACCUCAUCCUCACUACCUCUCAGACCACGGCUCCUGACGCGCCCUCUGACCACGAGGUGGACGAGGUGGGAGAGACUUCCAUCACGGUCAGCUGGGAGAAACCCCUGGCUCCUAUCACAGGCUACCGUGUGAGCUACACGCCGUCCGUAGAGGGCAGAAACAACGGAGCUGCAACGGAGCUGACCCUGCCAGACACGGUGACCUCUGUGACCUUGAGUGACCUUCGACCCGGCCUGCUCUACAACAUCAGCAUCUACGCAGUAGAGGACAGUCUGGAGAGUGAGCCUGUCUUUGUACAGGUCAACACUGCUGGUGACCCACUGCCAGAGGAAGUCCCGUCUCCUACAGACCUGCAGUUCUUCGAGGUGUCUGACGUGAAGAUCACCAUCACCUGGACGGGGCCCCCAACUGACGUGUCCGGGUACAGAGUGACUGUGGCCCCCGUCGGCCCCGCCGGGACCCCUCGGACAGAGCUACAGCUCCCCAUCACACACAACGCCUACGCAGAGGUCACCCACCUGACCCCCGGAACCCCGUACCGCUUCAGCAUCUACACCGUCCAGGGAGGAGAGGAGAGCCAGCCACUGGUCGGAGAGCAGGCUACCAAGCCUGAUUCCCCUGCUGAUGUCCAUUUCACCAACGUAACUGAGGACAGUGCUCUGAUGGCGUGGGUGUCCCCCCGGGCCCGCAUCACCGGAUACCGUCUGUUCCUGACCCUGGAGGGCUCCAACCCUAAACUGCUGCGCCUGCCAGCCCGCCUGUCUCAGUACACCCUGCUCAACCUCCAACCAGACACAGAGUACACCGCUACUCUGCACGCUGAGCAGGACAAUACGCUCAGUGAGGGAGCUUCCAGAACCUUCUCCACCACUCAGCUAAUGGGCAACACCCCUCGCUUCAGUACUGAUGUCACAGACACCUCCAUCAUCAUCUCCUGGACCCCCGUGCCCCGAGUGGAAUACAAGCUGACGGUGAGGCCCAGUCAUGGAGGCGAGGCCCCCAGAGAUGUGACCUCUAACUCAGGCAGCAUCUACAUCUCAGGCCUGACCCCCGGGGUUGAGUACACCUACAGCGUUCAGCCAAUCGUCAACGGACAGGAGCAGGACAACCCAAUCACACGGCGCGUAGUCACACCCCUGUCUCCUCCUACUGACCUCAACCUGGAGUCCCACCCUGACACCGGAAAGCUGACUGUCCAGUGGAACGAAGCCUCCACCCCAGACCUCACCGGCUACAGAGUGACAGGCACCCCGACCAAUGGGCAGCAAGGAAACAGCCUGGAGGAGUUUGUGAAGGCGGGCGAGACCUCGUGCACUCUGGAGAACCUCAGCCCUGGCGUGGAGUACAACAUCAGCGUCUUCACCGUUAAAGACGACAUGGAGAGUGUUCCUGUCUCCACCACCGUUACUCAAGACGUGCCCCGGCUAACGGACCUCAACUUCGUCGACGUCACCGACACGACUAUCGGCCUGAAGUGGAACCCGCUGAACUAUACGGCGGUCACCGGCUACCGUAUCACGGUGACGGCGGCCGGGGAGAGCGUGCCCAUAUUCGAGGACAUGGUGGAGGCCACCACCGGGUAUUACACCGUGCACGGACUGGAGCCCGGCAUCGACUAUGACAUCUCAGUCAUCACCGUCACAGAGAGCGGAGAGAGCGAACCCACCACGCUCACACAGCAAACUGCUGUUCCUCCCCCUACUAACCUGGGUUUCCCUGAGGUGGGUCCUGACCGUAUGCAGGUGACCUGGACAGCUCCUGUGGUUCCUGACCCCGCUGACAUAAACAGCUUCGUGAUUCGCUACCACCCCAUCGAUGACGAGGAUGACAUCACAGAAAGCAGCGUCGGCGGGAACGACGACACCGUGGUUCUUAAGAACCUGAUUUCCAACACGGAGUACCUGGUGAGUGUGGUGUGCGUUUACGAAGAGAGGGAGAGCUCACCUCUGGUCGGCACCCACAAAACGACCCUGGACUCCCCCAGCGGUCUGCAGUUCUCAGAGGUCCUGACCAACUCCUUCACGGUGCACUGGCAGGCCCCCAACGCCAUCAUCACCGGCUACCGGAUCCGUUACCAGAUGACCAGCGGCGGGCGGGCCAAGGACGAGAGGCUGCCGCCAUCCAGGAACCACUUCACCCUGACCGGCCUGACCCCCGAGACGGAAUACAUCGUCAAUAUCUAUGCCGUCAGCGGCCAGCAGGACAGCAAGCCGCUCUCUGGAAAACAGAAAACCAUCUCUGACUCUCCUACUGACCUGGAGGUAGUGUCGUCCUCCCCCACCAGCAUCACAAUCCGCUGGGACGCCCCCUCUGUUACCGUGAGGUACUACAGGAUCACCCAUGGAGAGUCAGGUGGCCACAGCACCCCUAAAGAGUUCACUGUCCCUGGUUCCCAGUCUACCGCCACCAUCCAGAACCUGAGGCCUGGUACUGACUACACCAUCACAGUCUACGCUGUGACCGGCAGAGGGGACAGCCCAGCCUCCAGCACCCCCAUCUACGUCAUCCACAAGACAGACAUUGAGUCUCCGUCGGAAAUGGAGGUGACUGACGUUAAGGACAGCACCAUCACCGUGCGGUGGUCCCCGGCCCAGGGGCCCGUCAAGGGGUACAGGAUCACUGGGGUCCCCAGGAACGGACAGGGUCCCUCCUUCUCUGAGACCGUCGCUCCAGAUCAGACAGAGAUGACGUUCUCUGGCCUGCAGCCCACAGCAGAGUACAUCCUCAGCGUUUAUGCUCUGGGACAAGACGGAGAGAGCCCUCCCCUGGUGGAGACUGCUGUUACUGCGGUGGGCCGCCCCACAGACCUGACCUUCUCCAAUGUAGACUCCACCUCCAUGACCAUCUCCUGGGACUCGCCAGACGGCCGGGUGACGUCAUACCGUGUCCUGUACGCCAGCCCAGAGGAGGGCGAGAGGGAGCUGCGUCCCACACCCCGCGGAGACGACGAGUCCGCAACGAUCCACGGUCUCCGACCAGGAAGUGAAUACACGGUGAAGGUCAUCGCCAUGCACGACCGCACACCUAGUCCUCCACUGGUGGGCGUCCAGGCCACAGACAUCCCUACCCCUAACAACCUGGAGUUCUCCCAGGUCACCACCACCUCCUUCAACAUCAACUGGCGGACCACGUCCAACGCUCAUCUGACCGGAUACCGGGUGGUCGUCAACCCCAAGAACAAGAGCGGCCCCACCAAGGAGAUUAACGUUGGCCCAGGCAAAACACAGGUCCACGUGCCUGGACUCAUGGUUGCUACUACGUAUGAGGUGCACAUUUACGCCCUGAAGAACUCUCUGACGAGCCGCCCAGUUCAAGGAGAGGUCACAACACUGGACAACAUCAGUCCGCCACGUCGUGUGCGUAUCUCAGACGUUAAGGAUUCCUCCGUCACUCUGACCUGGCGCUCCAAGACCGAGACCAUCUCUGGCUUCCUAGUUGAGGCCACGCCCACCACAGGAGGCCGGACCCCCAUCCAGAGAACCAUCGCCCCUGAAUCCCGCACCUACACUAUCCAAGGUCUGCAGCCCGGUACAACUUACAAGAUCAACAUCUACACUCUGAAUGGCAGUGGUCGCAGUACCCCCUUCACCCUCACUGCCACCACUGCUAAGCCGGUUGUGUCUCCCCCCACCAACAUCCGUUUCACCUCCCUGACCCCCAGCAGCAUCUCCUUCACCUGGGAGGGGUCCCGUAGUGCCGGGGUCACAGGGUAUUACGUCACCUACGAGGAGGCAGGGGGCAUCCCCAGGGAACUCACCCCACGGCCCACCGGUUACCAGAGCCAAGCAGUCAUCACUGGUCUGAUGCCAGGAACUGAUUACAUCAUCAAGAUCGUCACCCUGCAGAAUGCUCUGAGGAGCACCCCUCUAGUGGGCAAGGCUAGAACACCGCAGGAGGCCCAGACACACACCACCAUCUCAUGGCAGGGUGUUCCCCAGAGCUCAGAGUACCUGGUGUCCUGCGACCCCAUCACCAACCUCGACGAGAAGAUGUUCCAGAUGCGGUUGCCUGGCACCUCCACCGGUGCCACCCUGAUCGGCCUGACAUCUGGGGCCUCCUAUAACGUCAUCGUGGAGGCCAUGAGAGGGCAGGGCAGGGAGAAGGUCCUGGAGGAGAUUGUCACAGCUGGCAAUGCUGUUCCAGGAGACAACCUCCCCUCCAACAGAGAUGUGUGUUAUGACACGUUCACAGCCACCUACCAUGAUGUGGGUGCAGAGUGGGAGCGUAUGUCAGAGACGGGCUUUAAGCUGUGGUGCAGGUGUCUGGGGCUGGGCAGUGGCCAUUUCAGAUGUGAUUCAUCCAAGUGGUGUCAUGACAGCGGUAACAACUACCGUAUCGGAGAGAAGUGGGACAGCCGAGCUGAGAACGGUCCCAUGAUGAGUUGUACCUGCCUGGGCAACGGAAAGGGAGAGUUCAAGUGCGAGCCACAUGAGUCGACGUGUUAUGACGAUGGGAGUACGUACCAGGUGGGGAACCAGUGGCAGAAGGAAUACCUGGGAGCCAUCUGUACCUGCACCUGCUACGGAGGACAACAGGGCUGGCGCUGUGAGAACUGCAGAAGACCAGGAGCUCGGACUGAGGUGGAUGUGGCUCUGCUACAGCCUCAAAUACACCAAGACGCAUUCGACCGCUACAGGGAGAACGCCCUGAAAAAACUGAACAUCCAGUGUCCCAUCGAGUGUCUGAGACCAGAGCUCCUGAGACCAGAGCUCCUGAGACCAGAGCUCGUAGCGGACGCCCAGCAACCCUCAGAGUAAAGAAGGGUAGAAAGAUGGGAAGGUGAAACCACUCCUGGAGAACCCUUCUCCAGACACUUUACUCACAUACGCUGUGCCUUCCUAUCCUGAAUGCCAGUCUGUUUAUGCCAUCAUUGUCACGCCAGACAUGUUUUUUUUGUUUUGUUUUUUUUGACUCGUUUUGUUUUGUCUUGACAAUGAAUGACGGCAAUGGAGAUGCCAAAAGCACAAACAGAUCUGGGACCAGGCUAGUGCUGUCCUGUUCUUCACUAACUAAUACUUGGCUCAGACAGACUGUUUGGUUUUGUUUGACCACCAAUCCUGUUGCUUCUCCACGUCGCCACGCCUUUUUCUAGAGCAUCUCUUCAAAAGACCCCCCAAGGCAAAGAAAGGCUCGUUCUUUAUAUUUUAGUGUUUGGAUCCUGUUGUCCUACCAAGUCCUUCGAGACGCCGAACAUCUGCAUAGAGAUUCUACUAAAGGCGUCCAGUAUGCCACUUCCUGUUCCUCCUGAAGCCUAACUCUGUUUCUGAUCCUCCUGAAGCAGAGCUUUCUAUCUCCGACGAGACGUUUUACCUCAGAGAGACGUUCUGAAGUUUACAAUGUAAAAAACUGUUGACUACAUCGUCAGUUGCCUGGAAUGGGGAAUAUUUCCAAGCCCAUCCCAAAGGGCUUUCUACUCCCUGUAGUGUGCAUUACUUUUUUUUUGUUGUUGCCAGAACUGGAAAUAAGUAGUGCACUAUUAAAGGGCAUAGGGGCAGUGUUUGGGACGCAGACAGGUCUCACCUUGGGACCCUUCCCACUGGGCACAGACGUCAGUUCAACGUCUAUUUUUGAUUUACAUUUGGUUGAGUUGUCAACUAAUGUGAAGGGGAAGAAAAGAAAUAUGUCGUCAUUCGAUUUAAGUAAAAAGUUAGGUAAAAAAAAAAAGACAAUUCGCUUACGUUAAUGACUUUUUGCCAAUCCAGUCAGUUUUCAAAUGUUGAUUCAACGCCAUCACAUUGAAUUCUUUGGUUGAAAUGACGUGGAAACAACGUUGAUUCAACACGUUUUUGCCAAGUGGGUUGCGUCCUCUCUAAGUGAUAUUGUGACUAGCUAGUUUUUCUGUUCUUGUUGUUCUGAAAACAUUCCCUAUUAAAAAACCAAGCACUGUAUCAGAGGUACACUGCGAGCAGGUGUUCAUUCUUUGUCCAGAAUUGUAUCUGUUGUUGUUUGUCUACUUCCGCCAUUUUGUAGACGGUUGGAUGGAAGCUCUAAGAUGGCUGUCAGUUGAGAUGCAUUCUUUCACACCUCAACUGCUGUGUUUUGUCAUUGUUUUUUUUAAUUUAUCCCUUUUAUCCAAGCAUGUUGUUUUAAUGCUAUUUGGGGUACACGUUUUGUUUUGUUUCUUUUUUUAUAUUGUAGGUGCCAAAGUCUUAACUACUGUGGACUGAAUUCCUUUUUAAUAAACUUUUACAAAGAAA
Coregonus clupeaformis (lake whitefish) is the source of this 8808-nucleotide messenger RNA. Its product is annotated as fibronectin. Bases 175 to 7368 code for a protein of 2397 amino acids. The transcript has 46 exons. Gene Ontology annotation, cellular component: extracellular region. The record is from RefSeq and is a predicted model, not a curated record. Gene Ontology annotation, biological process: heart development; cell-substrate junction assembly; nervous system development. Lineage: Eukaryota; Metazoa; Chordata; Actinopteri; Salmoniformes; Salmonidae. Gene Ontology annotation, molecular function: proteoglycan binding; integrin binding.